CUUUCCGGAUCUGUGAUGAUUGUGAUGUCCCCUGUGUCCCUGCUCCUGCUCUCUCUUGCCUUCACUGGCUGCAGCGCCUGGGGUGGCUUCAAUAUGUUUGGCGGCCCCAGUCCCGGAUUCCCUGAUAUCUUCGGGGGUCUAGGUCAAAGUACAUUCGGAGGUCAAAGUAACCCCACUGGCGGGCAAACUUCUCCCUCCGUGUGCAGCGGGAAGGGCACUCUGGGGCAAAGAUUCGCCGUCAACGAUGGCAUCAACGACGCCGAUAACGACGGUUUUGUCACUGGCCCGGAGAUCUACAACGACUUCAAAAACAACUACGACACCAACAACGACGGCUGCGUGACUCUUGCCGAGUGGGAACAACGCUGGCUGGUGGGACUCCGCUUGUCCAAGGCAUUCGCCGAUAACCGUUGGGCCGCUCUGCAACCAAGCAACAACACCGCAUGCCCCGUCACUUACGCUUUUUACCAGACCAACACCGACCUGAAGAUGCCAUUGGGCGCUUUUGUUGGGGGCAAUCUGCAGACUCUCGUGGACACGUGCAAGAGCGACAACUCUCUGCUCAUCUCCAACUGCGACUGUCUACAGUUGUUGGGCGCUUGUGUGAACGACGCUACGCUCAGCGCAAACUCCGUGUGUAAGGCGUACGUGGCUCAGCCAGUUAAUGCCACCGUUACACCCGUUGUAGGUUGAUUUUGACGUAUAAAAACUAGAGUAUUCAUCUUCGUGGUUUUAGCACCCGCUAAUAAUCCCCCUCCCCCUUUCCUUUGAUGUAUGAAUCAAUUGCAAUACAGAUGUAAAACUUUUGCUGAGGGCUUUCACUCAUUUGUAUUGUGAAACACUUGCAUGGAUCUGGCUGUUAAUAAUAAAAAAUAAAAUUUCGUUAUGGAAAGAAA
Molecule: messenger RNA, 896 nt
Organism: Aplysia californica (California sea hare)
Lineage: Eukaryota; Metazoa; Mollusca; Gastropoda; Aplysiida; Aplysiidae
Exons: 2
Coding region: 16-693 (225 amino acids)
Source: RefSeq, a predicted model, not a curated record